AUGGCGGAAACUGGGAUUGUUAUGACGACAAUCUUCUUCAUACUUGUCUCGGUGGAUAUCGUGGGGAAUUCUCUCGUUUGUGCGAUAAUAUGGAAAAAUAGAAAUCUCAGGACCCCCAGUCAUAUUCUACUUUUUAACCUUGCUGUGGCGGAUGGUCUCUUUGCGUUGUCGAUUGUACCAAAACUUAUUGUGGACCUCAAUUCAAAGCACCCCGAGGGGACGGGUGGUUCAGUUUUGUGCCUGUUGAUAACUGGUGGAGCCUUCGCGUGGGUUGCAGCACUGUGUGCCAUUUAUACUCUGGUUGCGAUUGCCGUUGAAAGAUACUAUGCAGUCACUGAUCCGUACGGCAAGAAAAGGAAUUUCACUAGGAGAAAACUGAAGGUAAUGAUAGCAGCUUUCUGGAUAUUUGCCGUAAUAGCAUCCAUCCCCAACAGCAUGUACAUGAAGGUCAAUAAUGGCUACUGCUAUGAAACGUUUCCUAAAGAAUGGACUAUCAAGGCUAAUUGUCUAUGGUACACCACCCAAGUAUAUGUUGCCUUGUUUCUGAUGGUCAUGUUAUACUCCAGAGUCGUGCGCACGUUAUGGUUUGAGUCAAAUAUUGUUGCCAGCCCUGUGACAUCUCAGCGAAGGGGUGUAAUGAGAGUCCGCAAGCGAGUCACCCUAAUGGCUGUGGUUGUCAGUAUCAUAUUUGGAAUCUGCUGGGGCGCAACCAAUAUUCUUUACAUCUUGCAUACUUUCAAGGUUUUUCGGUUCAAUAAAGUCGUAAUCGCAAUUGGCAACAUUCUGGUAUUGUUUAAUUCUACUAUUAAUCCCUUUGUGUAUGCUCUGCUCAGCGAAAACUUCAGACAGAAAUUAAAAGAAAUGGUCCGAUUCCCAAGGGCUACUGUUGGUGCCACAACGGAGCUUCAUAACAUUGAGGUCCACAUUGCAAGAGAUAAAUCCAACAUCCCUGAUGUUUCGAUCAAUACAACAACAUGCGUGAGCCAGGAGUAA
Pocillopora verrucosa is the source of this 993-nucleotide messenger RNA. RefSeq names its product QRFP-like peptide receptor. The record is from RefSeq and is a predicted model, not a curated record. Gene Ontology annotation, cellular component: membrane. NCBI's taxonomy places the organism in Eukaryota, Metazoa, Cnidaria, Anthozoa, Scleractinia, Pocilloporidae. Gene Ontology annotation, biological process: G protein-coupled receptor signaling pathway. Gene Ontology annotation, molecular function: G protein-coupled receptor activity.